CGCCCCCACAAUAACAAAACAAGAUCCCAAGAGAUAAAAGAUGAUGAAAGGUCAUUUGAAACUCAAUUUUUAAAAGAGAGAUCUUUCAUACUAGUACUGUUGUUGCAUACAAGCAAUGAGUACUCAAACGAUAAUGAGGUGCCUUGGACUAGAUGCGAAGGUAUUGACAGGUGUCUUCAUCCGUGUUGUCCACUUGUGUCUCACUGUUGGUGUUACAUGUGUCCUCAUCUUCAUGGAUACAGAAUUAAAGGAUGCAAUCAAUGAUAGGAACAUAUUCCUUAUCUCAGCAUUUACUGCACUCGUCACAGUGUCUGGCUCACUCUACUUUGCUGCUAGCCUUAUGGAUCCAGGCUAUGUUCCAAAGGGUAAAGAAAAGAGACAAGCAACAUUUACGGUUAGCCUGAGCUCUACAGAUGACUCAGAUGAGGGAGACGAAGAGUGUAACAUUGAAUCAGAAGCGGCCAUGAUGCUUGGAAAGCUGCGCCGAAGGAAGUGUGACUCUUGCUGUGUUGAGCAACCAGUGCGUUCUAAGCAUUGCUCUGAGUGUCGCCGGUGUGUACGUAAGUUUGAUCAUCAUUGCCCGUGGCUGGAAAACUGUGUUGGGGAACGAAAUCAUAAAUUCUUUUGGCUGUUUCUCCUUUGCGAAAUGGUGUUAAUUCUAUGGACAAUUAAGAUAACAUGGAGUGGAUUUAAAAGUGAACCUUCUGCUGAGAAAUGGUUUAAAACAAAUGCCCUAAUUCUCAUCGCUUUUAUGAUACUCCUUCUAUCUGGAUUUGUUGUCGUGAGUUUACUCUGCUGUCACACGUUCAUGAUGUUCACAAACCAAACAACUUGGGAAUUCAUGGCACGUCAUAGGAUUACGUACCUGAAGAACGUUGAGGAGAAUGUGAACCCAUUCGACGAGGGCUACAUAAGGAACUGCAUCAAAUUCCUUUGCUCAUGUGCGUACAGACCGUGGGAACUUGCUCUAGGGAAACAUUAUGAGCUUCAAAAAGUAUAGCAUAUCUUUCUGCCAAGACCUGCCUCUAAGAUAUUGUUGGUAAGCGCCUUGAGACAGUUUUUAUUGUAGCAGAUGUUAUAAAAUUGCUUGACCAUUGACCAUUGUUCCUCAAGCUUGAGCUAUUUGUGAGACAGCACUUGUGUUUGUGAGAGAAGCGGGUAUUCCUGUCUCUGUUCUGAUUGGUUAGUUGGUAAGGUUGUUUGACACUACAGAAUGGUCCACUGGAUCUAAUGAUGUCACAAAAAUCAUUAUCUUGGGUAUAAAACAGUAACAAAUCGUUAAUACUAUAGAAAACGGAACAUUUUGAAUAUAGUCUACUGUAUAUUUAAAUUGUAUUAAAGCUUCUGAGCAGAUACAUUUUAUUUAUUUAUGGUUGAUUCUUAAAAUUGAAGAAAGAGCUGACUAAUUUCAUUCUGUUGAUAAAGAGCUUUACAUGCAGUAUAUAAGGUUAUAUUUAUAUGUAUAGACCAUGGGAACUUGUUUUAGGGGAAAAAAAUUGAGAAAUGUGUAGCAUUUUCUCACUUGUACAUUCCAAAAAUGUGAACAAAAUAGUAGGUUUUUAUAAGGAAAUAUAUUACAUAUACGUUCAUGUGUGUGGAAGCUAACAAAAAAACCUUCAGAAACUUAUGUUUAAAUCAACUAGUUAUUAUAUUUCUAUUAUUAUAUUAAUGUUACAUUUCUAUAGCAAGUAUUUAUUAAUGUGCCUAUUAUAAACCUGGAAAUGCACUGAUAUUUGUGUCUGUUAAACUUACCAAAUGUUUGAUCAGACAGUUUAUGAUUGACUUGGAUCACUGUGUCUUUCUAAGUCUGAUAGAAGUCAACAAUACUAGAUGAUGUUUUUGCCCUACCUGAUGUGUUUGCCCUACCUGAUGUGUUAUUGUACUUAAUGCUCAGUAUUUUACCAAGUAAGUGCAAACAAAUAUGAUAAAUAAUGUAAGCCUAUGUUGAAUCUGACAGACUUUAAAGAUCUGGUUUUCAUCUUCUCGAAAUCCUAUUAUUAUAACUACACUACUACUUCUUCUAAUCUCUGCAACUUUAAAUCGCAAAUUAAGACCAUGUUGUUCUCCGAGGGUAUCACACUUGCAUAGUGCGCCUUUGAUCUUUUUUGGAAUUGGCGCCUUAUAAAUUCCUGAUAUUAUUAUUAUUAUUGUUGUAUAUGCUAAGCUUAGCAUCGUGUGCAAUACUGUACUGUAAUACCAGUUGCUAAACAUUCAUAGGAUUUUUUAUUUUAUUUUGAUGACAGAAAAUGAUACCUAAUUUGUGAAUGAGCAGAAAGUGUGAUCUAAUGAAAUAAAAUAAGUUGGUUAAACUUUCUUCAGCAAAGAAG
Anneissia japonica is the source of this 2327-nucleotide messenger RNA. Its product is annotated as probable palmitoyltransferase ZDHHC12. The transcript is spliced from 6 exons. Gene Ontology annotation, cellular component: endoplasmic reticulum; Golgi apparatus. Lineage: Eukaryota; Metazoa; Echinodermata; Crinoidea; Comatulida; Comatulidae. Gene Ontology annotation, biological process: peptidyl-L-cysteine S-palmitoylation; protein targeting to membrane. Gene Ontology annotation, molecular function: protein-cysteine S-palmitoyltransferase activity. The record is from RefSeq and is a predicted model, not a curated record. The coding region runs from base 116 to 1000 and encodes 294 amino acids.